CAAAACUCUACGCUGUGAACAGGGCAACUGCCUUCUGGGAAGAUUCUAUUCACUCAAACGCGCACACAAACCCCCCUCUCCCUGUCCUCUACACCCGUCCACCCCCCUUUCUUUUAGUCUGCCCAGAGGGUUUUGUUCCUGCACCGGACAACUUUUUUCCCCUCCACUUCUCUGUGUGUGAGCUGUUUUGUUUUGGUUCUCUUCAGCCGGAUUCCUGAAUUUAUUGAAGGAUUCAUUGGACUGUCUAGAGCAUCUCUUCUCAUUUUGAAAUCAUUAUUCGCCCCAACGUUUGCAGCAUCCUGGCUCGGCGACGGUGGAGACGGGUUUCUUCUGUCCCUGAGAGGAUUAUGAGCAUGUGCUAGAAAGAGCGUGUGUGUGAGAAGGAGAGAGAGAGACGACGUAAGAAGACGAGAGAGACAGAGUAUAUUCGUGCAUGUGACUGUCGGGAAAGGAUGGCUCUGAGGCUCUGAGCUGCCUCGGCUCUCACAGGACAUACUCGCAUAAUAAGGAACGAAAGACUGACAGACAGACAGACAAACUCCACUCACAAGAGAAUAUUGUUCUCCUUGCGUUUCUCCCAGAGGCUUAACCAAACAGGAUUUUCGUGAUGCCGGCUGAAGUGAAGCAGGAGCAGAGCCCCAGUAACCAGACAUCAUUGGCUAUGAUGCAGGAGCCCCAGGAGGUUAUGGAGGAGAUUGUAACCAUAGAGGAAGACCCCGGCACACCCACCUCUCAUGUUUCUGUGGUUACCUCAGAGGAUGGGACUACACGCCGUACAGAGACUAAGGACAAUGUGACUAAUAUGAAGGUCACUAAGAUGGUCAAGACAGUGACAACACGGACAGUUCGACAGGUGCCACUGGGUCCCGAUGGCCUUCCUCUUCCAGAGGGCUCAUCUCCACUGGGAAGCUACACUGACUCCAUUGACCGGCGCUACAUGAAGAAUGGCGAGCGUUUCAUCACACCCCAGGCCACUUCCACCCUCACACGCUCAUACAACAAUUACAGCGACUCCUACAAUGAUGCUCCAGACAGUCAGUUUCGCCAUUACGCCCUUCACGAUGGAUACGGAGACAUGCCCAACAACUAUGGAAGUCUGUCUCGUGGAGUCAAUUACAGGCCCUAUCAACCCUACAUGCCCACCGGUGGAUACCGGCCAGAGAACAGCUACACUCUCCCCAUCCGCAAGGACGACUAUGGCCAUGUGGCCCAGCCUCAAGUCCCAAUGGGAAGUAGCACUGUGGAUCUCAAUCGCUCUCAGCCUGAGCGCUUCCAACCCGAACCCUAUGGCCUGGAAGACGACCGCCGCAGUCUAGGCCCAGAUGACGAAGAGCCGUAUAACCUAGAGCCUGAUUAUUCCACAGCUAACCGCCGCACACUGCCCGGACGUACCAUUCGAGAGCCAUUGCGCAACGGCCCCCGCGUGAGAGGCUACGAGGACCCCAUAGAGGCUGAAUUGAUCGAUGAAAGACACCCCUACAUCCAUGGCAUGUACCCAGCACCUCUUGCACAGCCCGAGAGGGGCAGCUUGGCCAGUCUAGACCACAUGGGUGGCCGACGCUCCCCCUCGAUUGACAGCAUCCGCAAAGACCCGCGCUGGAGGGACCCCGACCUGCCUGAGGUCAUCGCCAUGCUAGGCCACCCCAUCGAUCCAGUCAAAUCCAAUGCAGCCGCCUACUUGCAGCAUCUCUGUUAUGAAAACGACAAGAUAAAGAAAGAUGUUAGGCAGCUGAAGGGGAUCCCAGUGCUGGUGGGCUUGCUGGAUCACCCUAAAGCAGAAGUCCAUCGCAAGUCCUGCGGAGCUUUGAGAAACAUCUCCUACGGCAAGGACCACGAUAACAAGGUGGCCAUCAAGAGCUGUGAUGGGAUUCCUGCUCUCAUACGUCUGCUGAGGAAAACCAAUGACAUGGAAGUUCGGGAACUUAUCACAGGAACACUUUGGAACUUGUCCUCCUAUGAGCCACUGAAGAUGGUGAUAAUUAACCACGGGCUUCAGACGAUGACUAACGAGGUCAUUAUCCCUCAUUCGGGCUGGGAACACGAGCCGAACGAGGACUCAAAGCCACGAGAUGCAGAGUGGACCACAGUCUUUAAGAACACAUCAGGAUGUUUAAGGAAUGUGAGCUCAGACGGUGCAGAGGCACGCAGGCGGUUGAGAGAGUGUGAGGGGCUGGUGGAUGCCUUGCUGCAUGCACUGCAAUCUGCAGUGGGAAAGAAGGACAUGGACAGCAAAUCUGUGGAGAAUUGUGUGUGUAUCAUGAGGAACCUGUCUUACCACGUGCACAAGGAGGUUCCAGGGGCGGAGAAGUUCCAGGACCCCUCAGCUCUUCAGGGCCCUGGCUCUGCUGGCACUCAGAGGAAGAAGAAAGAUGAUGCAGGCUGCUUCGGAGGAAAGAAGGCUAAAGAGGAAUGGUUUAAUCAAGGGAGGAAAAACGGAGAGCUUGACAAAAACUAUGACACGUUGGACCUACCCAAGCGCACAGAACCCACUAAAGGUUUUGAAUUACUGUAUCAGCCGGAGGUGGUCCGACUCUACCUGUCCCUGCUUACAGAAAGCCAGAACUAUAACACGCUAGAAGCAGCGGCCGGAGCUCUACAGAACCUCAGCGCUGGACACUGGACAUGGUCGAACUAUAUCCGGGCGACAGUGCGUAAGGAGAAAGGACUGCCAAUCCUCGUCGAGCUCUUGCGCUCGGACUCAGACAAGGUGGUGCGAGCUGUGGCCAUCGCUCUGAGGAACCUGUCCAUCGACCGCCGCAACAAAGACCUAAUAGGGAGUUAUGCUAUGAGGGACUUGGUCAGCAACUUGCCCAGCGGACAGCAGCGGCCAGCCAAGAACCUGGAGGAGGAUACAGUGGUGGCCAUCCUCAACACAAUCCAUGAAAUCAUCAUUGACAGCUCUGAGAACGCCCGCUCUCUCAUUACUGCUCAAGCAAUCGACAAACUAGUGGCCAUCAACAGGACCAGCCAGUCAGCAAGGGAAACCAAAGCUGCUUCACAUGUACUACAGACGGUUUGGAGCUAUAAGGAGCUGAGAAAUGCCCUGACCAAGGAUGGCUGGAAUAAAACACACUUCCAACCGAUACCGACUGGCACUCCCAAAGGAUCUAAGAGUUGCAAGCCUGGCUACGACGAUACUACACUCCCCUUGAUGGAGACGAACCAAGACAACAGAGGGUGUAGCGGUGGGGAUGUGAUACCUAUGGAUGAACUCGGUCCAGAUGGCUAUUCGACGAUUGACCAGAGAGACAAAGACUCCAAGUACAAAAGCAGCGACGGCUCAUCUGAUCUGCAGGAGCGGGAGCCGUUAAAGGUCAGAGCUGAAGUGUCAGAAAAUGACACAAAUAGGAAACACUAUAUCAGGAGCAACAGGCCGACUGUCAGCCUGGUGGAUGCUUGUGAUGUAAAACCUCAGCCUGUUGACUCCUGGGUCUAAAUGCAUGCAUGGCUUAACUAGCAACAGCGCCACAUCUUACCACACAAGGAUUUCACGUCACCACUGCCAUUAACCGCAGAGCUCACCGUGAUGUGGACUCAUCUGAAGACUUUUGCCUAAAAGAGCGAGAGAAAAAUACAAACUUUCAUUCAACAGCCAAUAUUUUGAGAUUUCUCAACAAGUGAAAAGGAAAAAAAACAAAACAUUUCUCAUAUGUACAUUCCCACUGGACGUAGUGUACCCAGAACUGAGGAUUUGCUGUCACGGAGCCAGAAUGAUGGAUUGAUUUGAGUGUACAGGAAGUGCUGUCAUGGACGUGGACGUGUAUUGGAAAGAAUUGGAUUGAGGGGUAAAAGGAAAUAAGAAGAAAAACUAUUUUUGUCAAAACAAAAAAAUAUAAUUUUUGCCUAUAUUAUUUUUGUUGUACGUUUCUGCCUGAUUACUGUUUGUUUUGUGGAUUUGUUUUCCCCCGAAGUGCAGUGAAUUGUUCAUUUUGUUUUGAUUUGUUUUCAUUUUGUAGAGUUUUUAUGAAAUUUUCGGUUUUCUAAAUUAGUUGAGGACACUUGCGAAAGGAGGAAAAAUAAUGUUUUUUUUUUGUUGUUGAUGAUGUUCAUUACAACGGUGUGGGGGCACAUACAAAGUCUGGUGGGGGGGUCUAUAUUGAAAUGCACGCUUUUGCAAUUUCUGUGUGCUGGCUUUAUAAAGCAACUUUAAAGACAUAUUAUCACUGUGUUUGUUUCUUCUCACUUAGAACUGUUGUUAAAAAGCAGGGAUUUACCUGCUUACAGUGACAUCUGCUCGUAGUGGAGCUGAGAGGAGGAGAGCUGCUGUGCUUUCAGCUGGAUUUGGUCUGCUGAUCUUGUAUUCCCCUUGACAUGUCGAGCUGUAGAGGCAUUCUGGGUAACACUGGCACUUACCAAUUAUUGCUUUGGUUUAUUUAAAAAAGGGUAAUGAGG
Molecule: messenger RNA, 4392 nt
Organism: Sinocyclocheilus rhinocerous
Lineage: Eukaryota; Metazoa; Chordata; Actinopteri; Cypriniformes; Cyprinidae
Product: armadillo repeat protein deleted in velo-cardio-facial syndrome homolog
Exons: 19
Coding region: 608-3436 (942 amino acids)
Biological process (GO): cell-cell adhesion
Cellular component (GO): nucleus; adherens junction; cytoplasm
Molecular function (GO): protein binding
Source: RefSeq, a predicted model, not a curated record